Somion occarium is the source of this 804-nucleotide messenger RNA. NCBI's taxonomy places the organism in Eukaryota, Fungi, Basidiomycota, Agaricomycetes, Polyporales, Cerrenaceae. The record is from the annotation of a GenBank genome assembly.
AAGCUGUAAUGUAUUCUGCGACCAUGGCCUGAUUCUAUAUUUUGGCGGUCGUGUACUUAUUGUACGACAUUCUUGUUUUACGCCUUCAUCCUAAACAUCUUCAUAAGAAUACUCUCGGGGCUCACUUACAACAUAAUGUCUGGUUCUACUGCAAAAUCCCCGUUGUCACAGGAGAUUCUGCCAACGGAAGACAAGUAUCGCGGUGCAGUGGUCGAGGAUCUACAACUGCCUCCAGCUUUUGCUCUGCCAAAAUCUGAGCCUAUUUCACGAGCGAUCGAGCUCGCUUAUGAGCGAGAUUUCUCUCAUAUACCUGUCCUAGGAGGGAACAGGAGACCGCUUGGAUACGUCGACGUGGCAGAACUGAAGUCGAAAUGGGAGGCAGGCCAAGCGAAUCCAGAUGAUCGAGUUGAGCAAUACAUGACGAAGUUUGUCCGUUCAGCAUGCCAACCAUAUUCUUUGAUUACACCCGGCACACCAUUGGAAGAGUUGGAGAGGUUUUUGGAGAACAACAUCUUCGCUCUAGUCACAGAUUGGGAUCGUAAGUUUGUACUAGGGGUGGCCACCCGACAAGAUCUGGAGAGCUUUGUGUCUCGUCGUGGUUUCUGAUCUCUAUCUUUUCUUUCACGGGCAUCAUACUUGGGCUUAUUUACUUACACACAUUCGAGCUCUUUACCGCAAUUCUUCCGACUUCGCUUUCAACUAGUACUUAGACGAUUCACCGGCUUCAACAUGCCUUCUGUAUUGUAGUGGAGUAUCCUGACAGUACAUUCUAGUAAUGCACAUUCUGCUGAAAACAGAAAUAUG